Molecule: messenger RNA, 864 nt
Organism: Magnusiomyces paraingens
Lineage: Eukaryota; Fungi; Ascomycota; Dipodascomycetes; Dipodascales; Dipodascaceae
Exons: 1
Coding region: 1-864 (287 amino acids)
Source: RefSeq, a predicted model, not a curated record
AUGAUAUUUCAAUAUAAAAUCCCAAGAAACAGAAUCAAACUUUAUUACAAUAACUUAAAAAAGGCUGUUGAAGAAAGAGAGCUACAAGAAUUCUAUAAUCAUGAAAAAAUUAUAGAAAUUGCAAACUCUUUUGGAAAAAAAAUUGAGCAAGUUUCAGAGAAUUGGAACCUUGAUAUGGAUAUAGCCAUUGAGCUUACUCGUCUUGCUCUUUACGAUAUCAUUAUUUUUGCUGAUGAUUCAGGCUCCAUGGUUCUUGAAGAAAAUGGACAACGUACUACCGAUCUAAAUAACGUUAUUUCUCAUACAGCAUAUAUUUCAUCUCUCUUUGAUGAUAAUGGUAUUGAGGUUCGCUUCAUAAAUAGCUCUAUCCAAGGUAAUAGUAUUCGCAAUGAAAACGAAGUAAAAAAACUUGUUUCCUCGGUAAAUUUCAAGGGUCUCACUCCCCUUGGCUCAAAUCUUAAAACAAAAGUACUCGAGCCUUUGGUCCUUAAACCUGCUCGUGAAAAAAAAUUGAAAAAACCAGUAUUGGUCAUUAUAAUCACUGACGGUGUCCCUACUGGUGAAAAUCCAUUAAUUCUUGAAAAAACUAUUAAAAAUGCUAAAUCAGAUCUUUCUAAAACAAAAUAUGGCUCUGGUGCUCUUGGUUUACAGUUUGCACAGGUAGGUAAUGAUAUACCUGCACGCGAUUUUUUGGCCAAGCUGGAUGUUGAUCCAGAAGUGGGAGGUAUGGUAGAUUGCACAUCUAAUUAUGAAAUUGAAAAGGAGGAAAUGGAAAGUUUAGGUACUGAACUUACCUAUGAAACUUGGCUAGUUAAGAUGUUUCUUGGUGCCAUUGAUCCCAAAUACGAUGAAAUGGACGAGUGA